UCCCGCCCGUAACUUGUAUUCAUGUAGAACCGCCGUUUAGAUUGCUUUUUCCUUCUGCUCAGGCAGUAGCGUAUUUGUGUGGUUUUUUCGGGCUGGUGGAAACGGUGGCGCUCUCUCACUUCCCGUAUUUGAAAUGCGGUGGUUGUUGAGGGUGCGGGUCCCGUCUUUGGAACCGGCCUCAGUGCUAGAUUGUUUGUGGCUGCAGCCCCAAGCGGGGCUCCGAGGACACCAGGCCGUGUUUCCAUGGCAACCCCAAGAAGCCGCCCCCAGAGGGAAAGCGCUGUUGCCACAAAGGUGGAAGCACACUGGGACGGAGGAUGGAGAGCCCAGCUUCCUGGGCAUGGUCGAGAUAUUCUGCGACCGGGCGACGCGAGUAGUCGAGAAGGAGCUGGUGAACCGGCUCCGCACUCCCAAGGACGAGAAUGAGCGGGUGCAACGGGUUCGCGGGAUCCUCAAAGCGAUCCAGAGCUGCGGCCACGUUCUGGAAGUGGCCUUCCCUAUCCGUAGGGAUUGUGGCAGCUGGGAAGUGAUCAGGGGCUGCCGGGCCCAACACAGCCAGCACCGCAUGCCUUGCAAAGGGGGGAUUCGUUACAGCAGUGCAGUUAGUGUUGAUGAAGUAAAAGCCUUGGCUGCUUUGAUGACAUACAAAUGUGCAGUGGUAGAUGUUCCUUUUGGUGGUGCUAAGGCUGGUGUGACUAUUGAUCCAAGGAAUUAUUCAGAGAAUGAACUGGAGAAAAUAACAAGACAAUUCACGAUAGAAUUGGCCAAGAAAGGAUUUAUAGGUCCUGGAAUUGAUGUAGCUGCUCCUGACAUCAGUACAGGAGAAAGGGAGAUGUCCUGGAUCGCUGAUACUUACUCAAACACUCUUGGAUACAGGGAUAUCAAUUCCCAUGCUUGUGUGACAGGGAAGCCCAUCAGUCAAGGAGGAAUCCAUGGACGAGUCUCAGCCACAGGCCGUGGAAUUUUACAUGGAAUUGAAAACUACAUCAACAGCACACCGUACAUGGAUCUCAUUGGCCUCAAAACUGGCUUCACUGGCAAAACAUUUGUAUUGCAGGGGUUUGGCAAUGUGGGUCUGCACUGCAUGCGGUAUCUGCGUCGUUAUGGAGCACGCUGCAUAUGUGUUGGGGAGCUAGAUGGUGCCAUCUACAACAAUGAUGGGAUUGACCCUAAGGAGCUACAAGACUAUAAGCAGGAACAUGGUACUAUAGUUGGCUUUCCGAAAGCAAAGAAACUUGAAGGCAGUGCCCUUGAAGUGCCUUGUGAUAUCCUCAUCCCAGCUGCUAUUGAGAAACAGCUUACAAAGGAGAAUGCUCAGCAUGUCAACGCAAAGAUUAUUGCUGAAGGUGCCAAUGGCCCUACAACUCCAGAAGCCCAUGACAUCUUCCUGCAGAGAAAGAUCCUUGUCCUCCCGGAUUUGUACAUAAAUGCAGGUGGUGUGAUAGUCUCUUUCUUUGAGUGGCUGAAGAACCUGAACCAUGUCAGUUAUGGGCGCCUCACCUUCAAAUAUGAGCGUGACUCUAACUACCAUUUGCUGAUGUCAGUGCAGCAAAGUCUGGAAAGAAAGUUUGGGCAAGAUACUGGAAACAUCCCUAUUGUGCCCACGCCAGAAUUCCAGGCCAGGGUGUCCGGUGCCUCAGAGAAGGAUAUUGUACACUCAGGACUAGCUUUCACCAUGGAACGGUCAGCCAAGCAAAUCAUGGGUGCAGCCACGAGGUACAACCUAGGCUUGGACCAAAGAACUGCUGCCUACAUUUGUGCCAUUGAAAAGGUCUUUAAGGUUUACAGUGAGUCAAGUUUCACUUGUUGAGACUGCCUGCCUGCCUGCCUGAUGGCCUCCUGUCUGUUGGCUGAAGAUUUAAAAAGCAUGUGUUACCUUAAAAAAGAUAGAACAUCACAGUGAAAAAGGAGGCCUGAGUGUUGCUGUGAAGUUCUAGAAACUUCCCCUUUUAUUUGUAUCUUAUUCCUCUUGUCCUGUUCCCAAUUUCCUUGAUGCCCAGUUGUAAGCCAUAUUUGUUUGGAAAUAUGUUCUUUUUUUAGACCUAUAGAUGGUGCCAGCAGUUCAUGGAUGCUGUUGCAUUGCUGAAUUGUACAGUAUAACUUUUCAAAUUAAGCAUUUAUUAGAGUUCAUUGUCAUCUUG
This is a messenger RNA of Rhineura floridana, 2141 nucleotides long. RefSeq names its product glutamate dehydrogenase, mitochondrial-like. The coding region runs from base 134 to 1810 and encodes 558 amino acids. Gene Ontology annotation, molecular function: L-glutamate dehydrogenase (NAD+) activity. The record is from RefSeq and is a predicted model, not a curated record. Gene Ontology annotation, cellular component: mitochondrion. The transcript is spliced from 12 exons. Lineage: Eukaryota; Metazoa; Chordata; Lepidosauria; Squamata; Rhineuridae. Gene Ontology annotation, biological process: L-glutamate catabolic process.